UACAGCAAAUAUUUAUAAAUGUAUGUAGAUAGACAUAGAGAAUAAGUUUAGCUUUUAACAACUCUCAUUUCUUUGUCCUUUUCUUUCUUUCUUUUGGUCAUUACAAAACAGAACCUUUGUAAUCCCAUACUUUGUUUUCUUUUCUCUUUUUGCUUGCAAAAACAAAAAUAAAAGCUCGACCUAUCUAUCAUUUACCCAUAAAAUUGCUGAUCUAUAUUCACUAGGCGUGCCUUGGCUAAUAUGGAUAUUCAAAGCUUACUUUGUACUAAUACUUAUUCUUGCAAUCACUUAAUGAAUACACCACCAUCCUCAUCAACAAUACACGACAAGCGGGACCUUGUUGGUGAUUAUACGCUUUCCUCUUCUCACGUGAAUGCUUCUUCGAAAGCUGUUCCAACAGUAGACUGUCAUCAAUCCAUCACUUUAUCCAUACCUGAAAACGCUAGCGUAUCUUCUUCCACUUUUACAGGCAUAACCAACCCAACUGAUCCCCUUGCUUUCGCAAAAUUCAGUAUUUCUAGCUUAUCCAAAGAUCAUCAGCCUUCACAACAGCAAACGCGUACACCCUGGACUUCAAAAGAAGAUGUCUUGUUAAAAAAGGGUUAUUUGCAAGGUCUAUCUUGGGCCAUGAUAUCUGCCAAAUAUCUACCGCAUCGAUCACGAGGUUGCUGUUGGGGACGAUUCAGAACGCUUCAAACCAAGUCUAUUGAGAAAAAAGGAUGGUCGGAUGUGGAAGACCGUUUAUUACUUACUGCCAUUAAGAAGCAUACAAGGUUAUUCAAGCAAGCUUGGAGAUCAGUAUCUUUGGACAUGGAUCAAACCAGAGAUUGGAAAGAGUGUGAAAUUAGAUCAACGCGUAUCAAGCUUCAUAAUUCAGUGUUUGACACUGAACAACAGUAAUCCGUUUGUAUAUAAAAAAAUAUAUAUAUCACCCAGCAUCUUAUACUCCUCCUUAUCACUAUGACUAUUUAACUCGUUUACUUGCCUGCAAAGAAACCAUAGAAAAAAAAAAAAAAAAAAA
Molecule: messenger RNA, 1021 nt
Organism: Mycotypha africana
Lineage: Eukaryota; Fungi; Mucoromycota; Mucoromycetes; Mucorales; Mycotyphaceae
Exons: 1
Coding region: 241-900 (219 amino acids)
Source: RefSeq, a predicted model, not a curated record